This is a messenger RNA of Syngnathus acus (greater pipefish), 512 nucleotides long. It is a transcript of the gene apoc4, whose product is annotated as apolipoprotein C-IV. The coding region runs from base 114 to 464 and encodes 116 amino acids. NCBI's taxonomy places the organism in Eukaryota, Metazoa, Chordata, Actinopteri, Syngnathiformes, Syngnathidae. The record is from RefSeq and is a predicted model, not a curated record. The transcript has 4 exons.
GCUCAACUCAAACAAAAAGUCAGGCCAUGGGGACCAAUGUACGACCUGUGGCCUUAUAUAAAUAAAAUGGCUCAAUAACACUCGUUUCAUUCAACUCGCCUACGCCGGAGCGGAUGAAUUUAAGACAAACAAACAAACAAAAGAUGAGAUUUCUCGUCAUUGCGCUCAUUUUGCUGGUUCAAGCAUGCGGGUCGCUUCGGGCGCAGACGCUGGCGCCGGAUGCCAGCGAGUCGCCGGGAGUCCUGCAAAGACUGCUUGACAAGGCUCGCGCGGCCAAAGAGAAGGUAGAGAUGGUGAGGGACACGGUGACGGGCUUUGCGAGCGAGUACUACGACGAACACAUCCAGCCGACGGUGGACAGCUACAGCCGAUGGGCGGCAGGCGUCAGCGACGCGGCCAGGGAGAAGAUCCUGGACUACUUGCCCUUCUUUGCCACCAACACCAGCAGCCAAGGAGCCAUGUAACAGCAAAUGUUGCAUCAUUAAAGCAACAACACAAAGCGUGUGCUUGAA